UCCCUCGUUCCUCCAACCCCGCUCGCUCUCCUCCUUCUCUGUGUCAGCCCGUCAGUCAUGGAGCGGCUGCUAACAGCCGCGGCGCCAGAAGCAGCGGCCACCCCACCAGCAGCAGCAGCCCGGAACGACCAAGCCAGCCGCCUUAGUAGGAGCGCGAGUAACGAGAGAAGGCUGCGCGUGCCGGGCUUCGCGGUACCAGCGGCGGCGGCGGCGGCAUCUCGCGCCCCUGGGCGCAGCGAUUGACGGUGCGAGCGAGCCCAGGAAUUCUGUCUCGUGCCUGCAGCAGGAGUCACACACCGCCUCUCUCGCUCCUCUCCCCGCCUGCGAUGCUCAAUGACCCAAACCUGCUUCCUUUUCUUUUGGAGAUCAUGAAACGUGUACGCUCAGAACAGAUUCAGAUGGCAGUUUCCUGCUACCUCAAGCGCCGGCAGUAUGUAGACUCAGAAGGCCCUCCGAAACAAGGGCUGCGACUGUGCCAGACUGCAGAAGAAAUGGCAGCUAAUCUAACAGGCUCCAGGGGCCGGCUCGACUUCCCUUCCCUCUGCGGGCCAGUCAGCCGAGGAGAAGGCAAGGCAUGCUGGGUCGGAGGGAGGCGGAGCUCCCGAUCCUCCUGCUCUGGUGGCUUGCUGGGAGCUGGGACUCGGAGCACACUACACAAUGGGACUGGGCCAGUGGGCCACCGUCCAGAGUGGGCGGGGCUGAGGCAGCCUGAGCCGACUGCUGGUGAUGAAGAUGAUGAUAACAUGGGUACGGAAAUGAAGAUACUCAGAGGGCACUGUGGACCGGUAUAUAGCACAAGGUUCUUGUCAGAUAGUUCAGGACUUCUGUCAUGUUCUGAAGACACAUCCAUCAGAUACUGGGACCUUGGAUGUUUUACAAACACUGUAUUGUACCAAGGGCAUGCCUAUCCUAUCUGGGAUCUGGACAUCAGUCCCUGCAGCUUAUAUUUUGCCAGCGGUUCCCAUGACCGCACAGCAAGACUCUGGUCAUUUGAUCGGACGUACCCACUGCGAAUAUAUGCAGGCCAUUUGGCAGAUGUGGACUGCAUUAAGUUUCAUCCCAAUUCUAACUACUUGGCAACAGGAUCCGCAGACAAAACAGUUCGGCUGUGGAGUACCCAGCAAGGAAACACUGUGCGCCUGUUCACAGGUCAUCGUGGCCCUGUGCUGUCACUUGCAUUUUCUCCAAAUGGUAAGUAUUUGGCUUCAGCAGGUGAAGACCAGCGGUUAAAGCUGUGGGACUUGGCAUCUGGCAUUCUUUACAAAGAACUGAGGGGGCAUACAGAUAAUAUCACCAGCCUUACUUUUAGUCCGGACAGUAGCUUGAUUGCUUCUGCAUCAAUGGACAACUCUGUUCGGGUUUGGGACAUUCGAAACACUCAUUGCAAUGCUCCCAUUGAUGGCUCCUCCAGUGAGCUAGUUGGUGUAUAUACUGGACAGAUGAAUAAUGUACUGAGUGUACAAUUCAUGGCCUGUAACCUCCUUUUAGUGACUGGAAUUGCACAAGAAAAUCAAGAACAUUAACUUUUUUAAAAGGGGGUUAUAAAAAGCCAGAGUCUAUUAUAAAUUGAGAUUAUAUAUAAUUGACUGUGAAAAAAAUUCUUUCUCCCAUUGGUGGGUAUGUCCAGAAUGAUGGAAAUGCUGUACUUGAAGAUAUUUUGCAUUGUUACAAAAAGUCAGAGAAGGGAGGCCAAUAAAUCUUUAUUGUCAUUGUAUGAUGGUAGUGCAAGCAAUGUGGGGAAGCCAACAACCCCGAAUAUUAUGCUAUAAUAAGGGACAGCCCAAAACAUGGUCUGUAACAACCAAAAUCCUUGGCAUGUGCACCUUGCAUAUGCACUUAAAUAUAUUCCAUUAUGGGCACAUCCUUCUUUCUGCUAGCACAGGCUGGUGAGAGAGUGUCUGCAGCAAUUGUUCAGCACAGUUCCCCACUGACUUUUUUGUGGGACCAGAACCAUGUCAUCCUAUUGAUUAGAAAAGCUGUUUCAUUGUAAAGGAGUUCUCAAAAAUAAGUGACAUUACAAUAAUGUUUAAAAUACUUUUGGGACAGGCUUCCAGCUUGCUUUUAGUUUUUUUAAUUAUAAAAAGGCAAUUUGAAUGUGAGCAUAGCCUGUCUCUAUGAAGAGAUGCGAUUUGGAUUUGAUUUGUUAACACUGGCUAUAAUAUUUGUAGCUGUUGAUAGAUGGGAAGUUUGGGAUUUUUCCAAAUCCGAUUGCUCUGUGAUGGCGAUACAAAAGAGUAGAUUAUUAAUUUGGAGGAAAUAAGCAACCCACCUGUUGAACUAGAAAAAAAUAUGCUUGCAUUUAUUAAGGAAUGUUUGGACACUGAAUAGAAAAGGGCACAAUUCAUCUCGCCAAAAAUACUGUCUGUAAAUGACAAAUGUGCCCAGAACGUGGAGAAAGUAUUUCUAAAUUAUUGUGAAAGAGUAUGAACUGGCCAAUUUCUGAUGUUUUCCACUGAAUAAUGAAAUAUAAGUUUCAUGAAGUUUUCAUUGAGGAAACGUGAGCAUGCAAAAUGAAAGGUUUGGGGGUGGGGGUGGGGAAAGCAAACUUUAAUUUUGUCAUUCAAAGAGAAGAUUGAAUAUUUCUGCUUUCAGGAAAGAGAUUUUGUAUUUUUGUUUUUCUAUUAAAGCAUUUAGUUUAAAGGAAG
Messenger RNA from Sphaerodactylus townsendi, 2645 nucleotides. RefSeq names its product TATA-box binding protein associated factor 5 like (gene TAF5L). Lineage: Eukaryota; Metazoa; Chordata; Lepidosauria; Squamata; Sphaerodactylidae. Gene Ontology annotation, molecular function: transcription coactivator activity; protein binding. Gene Ontology annotation, cellular component: nuclear protein-containing complex; histone acetyltransferase complex. Bases 327 to 1523 code for a protein of 398 amino acids. The record is from RefSeq and is a predicted model, not a curated record. The transcript has 4 exons. Gene Ontology annotation, biological process: regulation of DNA-templated transcription.